This is a messenger RNA of Arabis nemorensis, 2487 nucleotides long. The record is from the annotation of a GenBank genome assembly. NCBI's taxonomy places the organism in Eukaryota, Viridiplantae, Streptophyta, Magnoliopsida, Brassicales, Brassicaceae.
AUGAUAACUCACGUCGUUUGUUUUCCGAAGCCGAUUGGUUUGACGCCGGAGUUGGCAGUCAAAACAUGGAAUCUGCGUUUUUUCUCUCAAGAAGAACAUGGCUUUCGAUUUCCGCGGCGGUUGACACGAGGAGGAAGGAUUUUCAUGUGUUCUGAUUCGAGCUCUCACUCGUCGAAUGUUCCUGUUCUAUCUAGCUAUGAGGUUGUUGGGAGGCUAAGACUAGCUAGAGAAGGAAAAGCUUUCUUGGCCAUGUACUCGAGUGUUGUUGGUGGAAUAACAACAGAUCCAGCAGCAAUGGUUCUUCCAUUGGAUGAUCAUAUGGUACACCGUGGUCAUGGAGUCUUCGACACUGCUAUGAUCGUUAAUGGAUACCUUUACGAAUUGGAUCAGCACCUUGACCGUAUCCUACGUUCUGCGUCAAUGGCUAAGAUUCCACUUCCAUUCGACCGGGAAAAAAUCAGAAGGAUUCUCAUCCAAACCGUGAGCGUUUCCGGGUGUAGAAAUGGAUCUCUAAGAUACUGGCUCUCUGCAGGCCCAGGGGAUUUCCUCCUAUCUCCAUCUCAGUGUCUUGGACCAGCACUCUACGCUAUUGUUUUUAAAAAGAUCCCGACCAUUGAGUCAACAGGUGUCAAGGUAGUGACCUCGUCCAUCCCCAUAAAGCCUCCAGAGUUUGCCACGGUGAAAAGUGUUAACUACCUCCCAAACGCGCUCUCACAAUUGGAGGCUGAGGCCAAGGGAGCUUUUGCCGGUAUUUGGGUGGAUGACAAUGGGUUUAUCGCAGAAGGUCCGAACAUGAAUGUGGCGUUUGUUGUUAAUGGUGGUAAGGAGCUUGUAAUGCCGCGGUUUGAUAACAUUUUGAGCGGAUGUACGGCAAAGAGAACUAUUACACUCGCUGAAAAGCUUGUUAGCAAGGGGAUGCUUAAAAGUGUGAAAGUUAUGGAUGUGACAGUUGAAGAUGGAAAGAAAGCGGAUGAGAUGAUGCUUCUUGGGAGUGGAGUUCUUAUCCAACCUGUGAUUCAAUGGGAUGAAGAACUAAUUGGUGAUGGAAAAGAAGCGCCUAUAGCCAAGGCGCUAUUGGAACUGUUGCUGGAAGACAUGAGCUCUGGUCCACCUUCUGUUCGUGUGCUUGAGCCUUUGGGAUUGUUGGGUCUAAUGAAGAUUCGGGUGAAGCAAGCUACGAUCGUGAAACCAGCUGAAGAAACACCCAAUCACAGUCUAUGGCUUUCGAAUUUGGACCUGAUACAAGUGAGAUUCCACAUGGGUAUUCUCUACUUUUACAAUCCUUGUUCCUCUUCCAAUCUUCCCAACAUUCAAUCCCUCAUUGAAGCUCUGAGCAAGGUUCUUGUGCUCUUCUAUCCUGCAGCUGGUAGGCUCCAAAAGGAUAAGAAUGGGAGGUUGGAGGUUCGAUGCAAUGGAGAAGGAGUUUUGCUUGUGGAAGCUGAGACUGAUUCUACUAUACAAGACAUUGGCUUACUCGCUCAAAGGUUGGAUCUCUCACAACUUGUACCUACUCUUGACUAUUCACAAGACAUCUCCACUAUACCUCUUCUUCUGUUUCAGGUUACAUAUUUCAAAUGUGGGACAAUCUGUAUAGGGAAUACGAUACACCAUACAUUCGGGGCAGCGGCUUCUCUCGUGUAUUUCAUGGAAGCUUGGUCUAGAACUGCUCGGGGACUUCCAGUGAAGCUAGAACCGUUCUUCGACCGCACUAUACUUCGUGCACGGGACCCUCCCUCCCCUGUCUUUCCUCACACUGAAUACCAACCACCCCCUUUUCACAACCCUCCCGUAGAAUCACUUGUUUACAGAUCAAAUCCUGAAUCUGAUUCUGCAGUUGCCAGUCUCAAGCUCACACGUCUCCAACUCAAAGCUCUUAGAGCUAAGGCAAAGAUUGCUGAUAGUAGUAAGUUCAGUACAUAUGAAGUUCUGGUGGCGCAUAUCUGGCGUUGUGCUUGCUUUGCAAAUGAAGAUUUAACUGAAGAACACUCGACAAGGUUGCAUAUUAUAGUUGAUGGGAGGUCAAGACUACGACCAACGCUUCCACAAGGAUACAUUGGGAACACUCUCUUUCACGCUCGCCCGAUAUCACUGUUGGGUGAUUUUCGUAGAGAGCGUUUCAGUACAACAGUGAAGAGAGUUCAUAGAGAAAUAAGGAAAAUGGACAACGAGUACUUGAGAUCAGCGAUUGACUACUUGGAGAAACAUCCUGAUCUCGAUCAAUUGGUUCCUGGUGAAGGUAAUCCAAUCUUCAGCUGCGCGGCAAACAUGUGCAUCGUUAGUAUACCAAGGAAGAACGCUUUCGAAUUGGAUUUUGGAUGGGGAAGUCCCUUUUACAAGAGAGCUUCACAUUUGAAUGAAGGAAAGGGCUUUGUAGAUACGAGCUUAGACGAAGAAGGAAGCUUUCUGGUGUUCAUGUGCUUAAAGAAGAGACAACUUGGUAAGUUUCAGAAGCUCUUCUACGAGUUUCUCAAUGUGUCCGCAUUGUGA